AUGCAGGCCACGGAGCGGUGGCAACGAGUCGACCAGGAGCGAGUCCGAUUCGAAGACGAAGCUGCGGAUAGACAGGGGAGUGUUGUAAUCGACAGUGACUCAGUGAUUCGACUGUCCAGUGUAGCGGAGAACCUGGGUGGCCUUUUCCCAGACUUGGAGAACUCGGGUGUCUUGAGAGUCAAAAGGCAGUUUGGCGACGGAGUCGACUAA
Messenger RNA from Aspergillus eucalypticola CBS 122712, 210 nucleotides. RefSeq lists its product as uncharacterized. The transcript is spliced from 2 exons. The record is from RefSeq and is a predicted model, not a curated record. Lineage: Eukaryota; Fungi; Ascomycota; Eurotiomycetes; Eurotiales; Aspergillaceae. Bases 1 to 210 code for a protein of 69 amino acids.